AUGUCCCAGGAAGCAACAAUGGAAGGCUUAAGGAACCUGUACGAACUUCUAAAAGAUGAGCGCAUUCCUCAUGAUAGCUGGAAGCCAGUAAUUAAAUGUUUGAAAGGACUUGGCAAUGAGGAUGCUCGGGUUUAUAAAAUUUGUUUUGAAAAGGAUCACGUGGCAUUGAUGGAAAACAAAGAGUGUUGUGUGGAUUGUUAGCCUGAAUUUCAUCCGAUUACUUCGAGUCGUUAUUACUCCCUCAGUAACGUCUGAAUCGACCGACCGUUAAUGCCGUCCAGUGACGUCACUACUCCUUGACCUUUGCUUUAAUUCAUGCAAAAAGUAAAACACGAUUUUCAAGUGGCAAACCGAGAAAUAUCGUUUGGAAAUGUCUGCAUGAUACAGAAUGGCUUCACUUUUUUCGAUCAUAGUUCAUGUUUAACGUUCAAACUAUCAACUGCACGCAGUACAACUCUGAACCGGUUGUACUGAAUUCUAUAAUCAAACGCGGUGGCAAUCACGCAAUGAAAUACACACACAAACUUAGUUCAAAAACACAAUGAUUUGCUUUAAUUGAAAAGAAGCUAUUUGGUCCUUAAUGAAGAAAAAAAAACAAGAAAACAAGAAAGAAAAGCUAACAGAAUCAUUACACUUGAAGGUAGAGAAGGUAGAGAAGGCUUGAAGGUAGAAUUAUAAUAUUGAUCUCAGAAAACUUCGCGUAAACAAAAUCACCGGCCGCCAAAACCACAAAGGGGCUCCAAAUGAAAAACCUGCCGACACUCCGCAAUGAUUCUUCAUUCGCAGUUUAAUUUAGCAUUUCAGUUUUGAAGACAAGGGCAAUUUUGCUGUUUAAGAUAAAGAUUAAGCUUAUCGAAAUGUUUGAACUACGCUAAAGAAUGCCAGGGAUGCGAUCCGCUGAAUACACAGGAAAAAAUAACGGAUUCCCAUUUUUGGACAUUUUAGGGUAUUUAAAGAAUACCCAUAAAAAUCCCAAAUUUGGCAAAUUGAGACAAGUGCCAACCAGGGGAUUCCCAACCAAGUUCCCUAAUUGGGAGUUCUCUCACUCUUCCAAAUUUGGGUUUUUUGUGAGUAUUCUUUAAAUUCCCUAAAAUAUCCAAAAAUGGGAAUCGGUUAUUUUUUCCUGUGAUAUCAAGCGACAAUCCAGCUAAUAUUUUUCAUAAUUAUACAUAAUUAUGCGAAUGUUUAGACAAUCAACCAAUCAAAAUCACUAUCCGGUUUUCGGGUAGUGAGUGACGUCACUGGACGGCAUCAACGGCCGGUCGAUUCAGACAUGAAUUUCAGGCUAGUGGAUUGUGGGAAGGAAUGGAAAAAGGGAAUUGAUUAUUAUGUUCUCGGUUUUUGUUUUGAUGAUGCUUUCGUAAAUAAUGAAUACCUGGUUCAGCAUAUGCAACAUUGGAAAGAAAAGGAUCAGUGGUUCAACCACGAAGACGCAACAACAAACCGCAAAGAAAUUUGGCAUGGAUCGCGGUUCAUCGAACUCUCUUGGGACAGUACAAAGGAGACUUCACUACCGAGCCUUCGUCCCAACUGUGGUUCGACAUGUAUUUUUCCUGCUGAGUUUUUACAGAUGCAUGAGCCUGGAACUGGAGAUCUUUUCACAAUGACUUGUGAUGAGUGUUUUGAGGAAGUUGAGAUUACUGCUAAUUUCAUGAAAGGAUCUCCUCUAAACCAAGCAUUCAUCUUCCAGGAAGAUGGAUUCAAUGCGUUUUAA
Molecule: messenger RNA, 1714 nt
Organism: Porites lobata
Lineage: Eukaryota; Metazoa; Cnidaria; Anthozoa; Scleractinia; Poritidae
Source: the annotation of a GenBank genome assembly